Messenger RNA from Closterium sp. NIES-67, 6119 nucleotides. The record is from the annotation of a GenBank genome assembly. NCBI's taxonomy places the organism in Eukaryota, Viridiplantae, Streptophyta, Zygnematophyceae, Desmidiales, Closteriaceae.
UUAGCAGCACCAGUUCCCUAGGUUAGACAGGACUUCUACAAAGCGGUGUCCUGUACUAGAAGCUGGUCCGAGAGGUAAUGCAUCGUACUGAGACUAAGCUUCUCCGCUACAGACGGUUGUCCCCACACACUGCCGGUCGUUUUGGUCAAGGAUGUUAAGUGCGUUAACUAUUCGUUGCUGCUUGCGAUAGAUUAUUCAUAUUCAUAUCCCGCUCUGACCUGGAUAACUGCAUUGCUCCUGUUUGGAGGCCCUUGAUUCAGUCCGGCUCGUGCUAGAAAUUGCGUUUCGGCCCGAACUGACACAGCACGCUUGAAAGCACGACUAGAUAAUGGACCUUUCAAACCUUCGCAUCACUUGAAGCUUCUCCACCCAACUGCAGGCUCGCGGGUUUUGGGACGUCUCUAAACUAGACUUUGACUCAGCGCGCUACUAGGAAGCAGGAUUCGAUUAUGGACCUUUCAAACCGUCGCAUCACGCGAAGCAUCUCCACCGAGCUGCAGGCUCACGCCAUGGCCGUAGCGAACUCUGGAGGCGUCAAUAAUGCAUCGGGGGACCCUCCCGCCUCAAUGUCCCCUGAAGACCUCUUUCUUCGAUCGUUCCUAGACACCACCGCCUCCGCUGCUGCCGCUGCUGCUGCUCCUGGGGGAAGUAGCAGCGCAAACGCGCCCUCCUCGUUAGGCUUUGGCGCGGGCGGGCAGGGGGGAGCAGGGGCGGGGGAGCAAGCUUGUGUUCCCAAUGGCGCGGGCAUGGUCUCCCCGUUGCCCUUUCCGCCCAUAAACGUAGGCGCAGCAGCGGGGAGAGGACCUAAUAGCUGGAACGCCCGUGGAAAUGGCGGUGGAUUGGGCACGGGGGGAGGGUUGGGCGCUGGCACAGGCAUGGGGGGAGCAGGCAUGGGGGGAGCAGGAAUGGGGGGAGCAGGCGUGGGGGGAGCAGGAAUGGGGGGAGCAGGAAUGACGGCUGCAGGGGUGUACCCUUCACCGAAGCUCAGCCGGCUCAACAGCGAGGAGCUCUUCCAGAGCUGGCUAUCCGCUGAUAUAGCCAACUCCCCAGCACAAGCAAUGCCGCCUCGACCGUUUCCGCCAGCCAACCUUCCCCGCCCCACCAUACGGCAGCAAUUGCAGCAGAGGCUGGUGCAAGAACAGCAGCAGCAGGGGCAGGGUCAGCAGCAGGGGCAGCAGCAGCAGCUUGGGCAGGAGCAGGGGCAGGGGCAGGGGCAGCCAGGGCAGCAAUACCAAGGGCAACGGCAAGGGAGCUAUGGUCUAGUCAACGGCAGUGAGCCAUCUCUCUUUGCCAUGUCAUCAAUGGGUGGGUCUGAUGUGGCCUGGGGCGUAGGAUCUGGGUCUCAGCAGCAGCAGCAGCAGCAGCAACCUCAGCAGCAGCAGCAGCAGCAGCAGCAGCAGCAGCAGCAGCAGCAGCAGCAGCAGCAGCAGCAGCAGCAGCAGCAGCAGCAGCAGCAGCAACCUCAGCAGCAGCAGCAGCAGCAGCAGCAGCAAUGGCUGCAGAUUCAGCAGCAGCAGCAGCAAUUGCAGCAGGCCGUUAAGCGUGAUCAGCAGCAGCAAAUUCAGCAGGAGAAGCUACAGUUGACACCUCCCCAGCAGCCGAUAACACCUCCACAGCAGCACAUGAUGCCUCCGCAACAGCAGAAGACACCUCCCCAUCAGCGCAGAACAACUAUGGGCAUGGCCACACCACAGCAACAGCAGCAGCAGCAGCAGCAGUCACCUGACUAUGCUGGGCUGUUGCGUCUCAAGGCACCUCUCACAAGGAGCAAGUCCCAGGAACUCAGGCGGCUGGUGAAUGCCCAGGGUGUCCCUCUCUCCACGGACGAGCUCCUGCAACGACUAGCCUCCCCCUCUGACCUGCAGGCCACCAUCGCCGCGCUGCAGGGGCCUCUCUCCCAGGUGGACCUCGCUGCUCUCUCCUCCUCCGCUGCUGCUCUUGCUGCUGCUAUCCUCGGGAAUCUGCACAUGCCCCCUGCUGCUAAUGCUGGUGCUGGUGCUGGUGCUGGUGCCGGUGCUGGUGCUGGUGCUGGUGCUGGUGCUGGUAUUAAUGCUAGUAGGUCUCCUGCCGGUAAUGGUAAUGCAGCUCCUGUUCCUGGCACGUCUGGUGAUGCUGCUGGUGCUGCUGCUGCUGCUGGUGCUGCUGGUGCCACUUUUGCUUCACUCGGAGCCAGUAGGCUUGGAUCGACUCCCCCGAAACCCCCCAUUCCGCCUUCUCCUGGAGGCAAAGGGACAGCCCUGGGGGCAGGGGCAGGGGCAGGAGCAGGAGCAGGAGGGGUGGAGUUUAAUGGGGUGAGAACACGUCAAAUGGCUCGGGCACCUGCGUCGUCAUUGGUGCAUCGACUGCAGAACAAGCUGGGGUCUAAGAAUAGGGCGAACCAGAGUGCACAGCAGCGGCAAGCACAGCAAUCACAGCAAUCACAACAGCAGCAGCAGCAGCAGCAGCAGCAGCAGCAUCAACAGCAGCAACAGCAACAUCAACAACACCAACAGCAGAUGCAGGACGCCUUAGUGCAAUCAUCAGAGGGGCACAAUCAGCAGGAGGGCCAGAAGAAACAGCUGCAGCAGCAGCAAGUGCUCGAACGCCAAACCAACAGUGCAUCACCACAACCCCCCGCCACAGCCUUGGCUAGCCUGUCCUCCUUCCCAACCUCAGGCUCGGCAAGUUCUCCUGCUUUCCCAACCUCAGGCUCGGCAAGUUUUCCUGCGUUCCCGACCUCAGGCUCGGCAAAAGCUCCUGCUUUCCCAACCUCCGGCUCGGAAAGAGCUCACCCUGUUUCACCCUCAGCAUCAGGCUCGGAAAGAGCCCCUGUUGCUACAGGGCCUCCCAUGCCUAACUCAGGUUCGGUUGGGAAUGGAACAGGACACGGGAAUGUGAUAUCUGCUGUGGCACCUGGAGGGAGGAAUGUGUCAUCAGUCGUCAACCUGCUUAAAGGUACUCUGGCACGCAAGAGAGGGAAGAAACCCGCACACAGCCCCACCAGAAGCGCCACCCCCCGCUCCACUCCCCUAUCCCCUUCCUCUGGCUCUCCCACUCCUACUCCCUCCCAUUCCGAUGCCCCUUUUCUUAAUUCCCAUUCGCACCAAGCCCAGACCACCACCCACCCGCGUCAUUCCCCUGGUACGCCACCUCCUGGUGUUGCUGCUGCUGCCGCUGCUGCUGUUGCUGCCGCCGCCGCUGCUGCUGCUGCUGCUCAUCCUGUCACUGCCACACAAGGGAAUUCUCAUAUUCGUGCUGCUGCUGCUGGUGCUGCUGUCGCUGCUGCUGCCACAACUACAGCCGGUGCAGCUGAAACCCGCGCUGGCCUACAGUCACCUGGAGGCUCAGCCUCGGGUCCGGCGUCAGGCCCAGCAUCAGGCCCGGCAUCAGGUCCGGCGUCAGGUCCGGCAUCAGGUCCGUGCACCUCUGAAGGCACUGUAGCUUCCCACCCUGUGACCGGGGGGGUGUCAGGGUCUCGCCCUGCCACUCCUACAGCAGGGAUAGGGGGGUUGGCUGGGUCGGGCUCCCUUCCUGGCACUCCCACGGUGGCAGUUUCAGGGGAGCCUGGAUCCGUUCCCAGCACUCCAACCUUUGGGGUCGUGGGUUCAGGGCUCCAGUCUGAGCAGCAAAAACAGCAGCAGCAGCAGCAGCAGCAGCAGCAGCAGCAGCAGCAGCAGCAGCAGCAGCAGGAGCAGCAGCAGCAGCAGCAGCAGCAACAGCAGCAGCAGCAGCAACAGCAGCAGCAGCAGCAGCAACAGCAGCAGCAGCAGCAGCAGCAGCAACAGCAGCAGCAGCAGCAGCAACAGCAGCAGCAGCAACAACAGCAGCAGCAGCAACAACAGCAGCAACAGCAGCAGCAACAGCAGCAGCAACAGCAGCAGCAACAGCAACAGCAGCAGCAACAGCAGCAGCAACAGCAGCAGCAACAGCAGCAGCAACAGCAGCAGCAACAGCAGCAGCAACAGCAGCAGCAACAGCAGCAGCAGCAGCAGCAGCAGCAGCCGCAGCAACAGCACCCCGCAACCACCACCCUUCACCAGCCCGCUGGCCCUAGAAGCAGACUGCGCAACCACCUCAGAGUGCAACUCCCCUCCUCCAUGCCCCUCCCGUCCUUCCAACAUACCCCAGUUGCACCUUCCCCGGUUGCACCUUCCCCCAGUGCAGCUGUACCUUUUCCCAGUGCAGGUGUACCUUCCCCAGAUAGCCCUCUCACCUCCCCCAGUCUCCUGGUCACGCCUGCUAACCACUCUCCCCUGGGAGAGGCUCGGCUGCUGAAUGCAGGAUAUGGCUUUGAGGCGCCUCAGCAUCGGAAUGCAGGGUUUGCAGGAGGAGGGGGGGAGUUGGCGGGGGACGGAGGAAUUGGUAGUGCUGCUGCUGCUUCAACUACUGGUGCUUCUGCGGCUGGUGUUGCCACUGGUGGUGCCGUUGGUGCUGGCGCUGGUGCUGCAUUGGCUGGGGUAAGGAGAAGUGCUAGUGCCAUGACUGCUGAUAGCCCAACAGCGCAGCAGCAGGGGCAGCAGCCGGUGCAGCAUGCUUUCGAGUCGACUCAAAAGCUGGCUGGGGUAAAGAGGAGUGCUAGUGCCAUGACUGCUGAUAGCCCAACAGCGCAGCAGCAGGGGCAGCAGCCGCGGAGGGGUGGAUCGGGCCCCUUGGACUAUCCCUGUGAUGGGCUUGCUAGAACAGGCUCCCUCACUCCCUCAGGUUGCCUCACUCCUUCGGGUUCCCACACCCCGUUUGGUGAUUCCUCUCGGCAACACAGAGUGGAGCGGCAAAGGAAAAUGGCAGAGGCCAAAGGGCGUACCGGUGGCAUGGCAGCAGGAGGGCUGGGGUCGCCAGACGUGGGAGUGUUGAAGCGCAAGUGUGAAACACUUGAAACAGAGAACAGGAGCCUCAAGACUUUCCAGAGCUUCAUGAACAGGAAGGACUCGGAGCAAACGACACGAAUAGAGCAGCUGGAGCAGGAGAACGCUCAGCUGCGUGCAGAGAACGAGAGGCUGAGGGAGGAGCUGGCUGCUGCUGUCUCUGCGGGUCAACAGACUGGAGUCCCCUCUGCAGCCAUCUCCUCAGCAGCAAUCCCCGCCUCCGGCACUUGAGGUUGAGGUGCCUCAGGAGGAGCAGCUAGAGCAGCAGAACGGGCAGCUGUGCGCAGAGAGCGAGGGCACGAGAGGCUAAGGGACGAGCUGGCUGCUGCUGCUGUCUCUGCUGGUCAACAGACAGGAGUCCCCUCUGCAGCGAUCUCCUCAGCAGGAAUCCCCGCCUCCGGCACUUGAGGUGCCUAGAGCAGCUAGAGCGGCAGAACGCUUCCUGCAUGCUGGCGUUUGAGUCGACUCAGUUGUCAACUUGAGGCGCCUCAGGAGGAGCAGCUAUAGCAGCAGAGUGGGCAGCUGGUUGCACCAGGGAGUGAGGGGACGAGAGGCUAAGGGACGAGCUGGGUGCAGCCAGACUGGACUCCCCUCUGCAGCAGUGUCCCUGCUUCCAGAACUGGAAAAGAGCAGGAGAACGCACAGCUGCAUGCAGAAAACGAGGGGCUAAGGGACGAGCUGGCUGCUGCUGCUGCUGCUGCUGCUCAUCAGGCAGGAGUGCCAACAGCUGGAGCGUCCGCCGCAGGGCUGGCUCCUGCGAAUUUGCCCGUUGACAUGGCUCCUGCGAAUUUGCCCGUUGACAUGGCUCCUGCGAAUUUGCCCGUUGACAUGGCUCCUGCGAAUUUGCCCGUUGACAUGGCUCCUGCCAUACAUUCUGCUGGGAUGGCUCACUCAACCCCCUACCUAACCUCUGAAUCCAUUCUAAGUUCUAACUCGUCUUGUCUAGUGCAGCACCUUAUUUAUAGGGGCCUCAGUAUGACAAUACAGUAGGCCAGAGCUGUAUGGCUUUUCAGCUUGCUCAGGAGAAACGAAGAGAUUGCCAGCUUUCUGAUGGCAUCCUUUUCAGAGGUAAGCUUUUAGGGUUGAAACGGCUUGUCCUGCCAGCUUGCCGACAGCAAUUGUAACAGCUGUUGAGAGGAAGCAGUUCCCUUCCCUCCCUGCCUGCACCACCUGGCAGGUACGGUACGUACUCUGUCACCACCAGCCAAGUGUAGGCUUGCGAUAGUUGCUUUAGCUGUUGCCUUAGUUGCUUUAGCAGUAUCUUGGCAUCAUAAAAAC